Molecule: messenger RNA, 585 nt
Organism: Trametes versicolor FP-101664 SS1
Lineage: Eukaryota; Fungi; Basidiomycota; Agaricomycetes; Polyporales; Polyporaceae
Exons: 6
Coding region: 1-585 (194 amino acids)
Source: RefSeq, a predicted model, not a curated record
AUGCGAUGGGUGUACGACAAUACGGUCUUAGGAACUCGCGAGAUGUUCGGAGAAGUCCACGGUAACGUCGAUGGCGCGGUAGCAGAUAUCGACAUUGUUUGGGAGAUAAUCAAGAAGCCCGUCAAAGCUGCUGAAAGUAACCUCCAGGCUUUCGGCAGAAUCCGUUGGCACAUACAGCAGUUCCUAUAUCGGUUAAGGAAACAUAUUGGCCGCAAACCUGAGGUUAUACUAAGCAACGUCUUCGAGGGCAUCGGGGAGGUGGGCGCCAGUGAUAUAUACUGCUCCGAGGACGAGAACCCGGACUCGGACUCGGACUCGAACUCCGACGAGGACGAGGACAAGGACAAGGACAAGGACAAGGUCGACGAAAUAUUGCAAGACCUGAAGUCCCUUGAGACCUCUCUGUACGCCUUCCGCAUCUUGGGCCCAGACAUCGCCCACCUCAGGCAAGUCCGCGCGACGACCAAGCGGCUGAUGAAACGCCUAGAUUUGUUUCAGGGCCAGCAUUGGAGGGCCGUCGAAGUUAGCAUAGAGGUGCGACGCAGUUGUGACGAAGGCGAGCACAAGCAAGGUUCCGGGGUUUGA